This is a messenger RNA of Kazachstania africana CBS 2517, 960 nucleotides long. RefSeq names its product opsin family protein. The transcript has a single exon. NCBI's taxonomy places the organism in Eukaryota, Fungi, Ascomycota, Saccharomycetes, Saccharomycetales, Saccharomycetaceae. Gene Ontology annotation, cellular component: plasma membrane; endoplasmic reticulum. The record is from RefSeq and is a predicted model, not a curated record. Bases 1 to 960 code for a protein of 319 amino acids.
AUGUCUGAGUUUGUCGACUUCGUUAACAAGAAUAGCGUAUUGGAGCACAAUCCUCCUACCGGAUUAGAUAUGCACAUAACCGAGAGAGGUUCAGAUUGGUUAUGGGCAGUGUUCGCAGUGUUCGGUGUCUUAUUAAUCCUUUACGUCUGCUUAUUUUUCUAUGCUGAAUUAAAGGGCUCAAGAUUAACAAGAUAUUCUUUGGCUCCAGUAUUUUUAAUUACUUUAUUCGAAUUCUUUGGUUACUACAUUUAUGCUUCUAAUUUGGGUUGGACUGGUAUUCAAGCUGAAUUUAAUAACGUUAGCGUCGAUCCAUCCAUCACCGGUGAAACUCCAGGUGUCAGACAAAUUUUCUACGCUAAAUAUAUUGCCUGGUUCUUAUCAUGGCCAUGUCUAUUAUUUCUUUUGGAAUUAGCAGGUAUGUCCACUGGUGACAACCACAACGAAGUUUCUGCAAUGGAUUUGAUUCAUUCUCUAUUAGUUCAAAUCGUUGGUACUGAAUUUUGGGUUGUGUCUAUCUUAAUCGCUUCUUUAAUUCAUUCUACUUACAAGUGGGGUCCAUGGGUCUUCGGUGCUGUGACUAUGUUAAUCGUUCAAGCUAUCAUCGUUAACCGUCAAUUCUUUGUCUUAAAGACUAAAGGUAUUACCGGCUGUUUGACCAUUAUUGAGUUGGUUGUCGUUUGGUUAUACUUCAUCUGUUGGGGUUUAUCUGAAGGUGGUAACAAGAUCCAAAAUGAUGGUGAAGCUGUCUUCUAUGGUAUUUUAGAUCUAUGUACCUUCGCAAUAUUCCCAGGUUGCUUACUAUUCAUCAUCGGUCACUGCGGUAAAUGGCCAAAAUUCUGUAAAGGUCAUGAAGUCGAAGAGGAAGAAACUUACGAAAAGGAAUCUGCUCCAAACUCUGUAAGAGCUUCUGGCGAGACUGCAGUUCCACACCAAGAAGAAAACGCCGUCGAAGACGUUUAG